This is a messenger RNA of Epinephelus lanceolatus (giant grouper), 273 nucleotides long. The record is from RefSeq and is a predicted model, not a curated record. NCBI's taxonomy places the organism in Eukaryota, Metazoa, Chordata, Actinopteri, Perciformes, Serranidae.
AGUUUGUUGGUCGGGACCGUCCCAGGCAGUUGGCUCUGAACAGCAGCACCACAGAGUACCAACUGAAGAAUGCAGCCCACGAUACUGAGUAUGUCCUGUCUCUCUAUGUGCUGUUUGGAUCUGUGGUGGGGCCUGGUAUCAGUGCUACCUUCAGAACUUCUCCGUUGGGAUAUGUGUCCAACUUCAAGGUGUCGUCCUACACCAGUAUGUCCAUAGAUGUGGAGUGGAGUCCCAUUGUUGGAGCGACUGAGUACAAACUUUCUUGGACCACAG